AUGAAUGUGGACACACAAGACUUCAAUAUUGUCAUGGAAAAAGAGACUAUAGAGGUAAAACAAACUGAUGCUGCAAAUAUUGAGAUCUCUGAGUCACCGGUCAACACUGUUGACUCUCAUAACAUUGAGAUACCAACACAAGUUGAGAAACCUGAUACCAUCCAAGAUGCGACUCAGUCUAACAUUGAGAAACCAACAGAAGCACAAGCAAAAGCAGAGGUAAAAACACAAACUGAACCUACAAAUGAUGACACUCAGCAAAAGGUAGAGAAACCGAUAGAGAAAGAACCUGAACAGAGCAUAGUUGAACUGACAAUUAGCAAGACAAAGAAUAAGGAUGACAGUAAGAUUGAAAGAAAAAUUAAAACACAAAGUGAACAAAAGGAAGAAAAAAUGGAUAAACAAGAGGUCAAUGAUGAAAAUAAGGAAGAAGUGGUUAAGCAAAUUGUUCAGCAUGGGGUUCCCAGUCUGGUAGAUGAUGCAGGGGUGAUCAAAGACAAAACCGUAUGGAUCUCUGAGUGCAAGUCUAUGCUUAGUGUAGCCCAAGCCAUUGCCAAAGUAGAUGUUCUUGACAUGAACGACACGACCAAUCAGUUGGAGAAUUUUUAUGUGAUUGAGAAUGCGGCCAAGGAUGCGAUCUUCAAUACUACAACAUACAAGGAUCCGGGAAAUAAUGGGUGUGGCGUCAACCAGAGUAAUGGACAAAAUAAAGGUAACAAUGACAAUUAUGGAAGUGGAAAUGGUGGAGGUAGGAACAAUGGUAACAAUAAUGGCAAUAAUAAUGGGGGUGGAAAUAAUGGAAAUGGAGUUGAUUUAGCAGAGCAGCAUGCUAUUAAUAUAAAUAAUAUCAUUGAAGAGUUUGAGAUUCCUCAUGAAGAUGUGUUCAUGAAGUUGUUGAUUCAAUCUUUGAUAGAGGAUGCAAGGCAAUGUGCUUUUGACACCAAAACUCAUUAUGAGAUUCUAUCUCAUAGACCUAACACUUUACAACAAGCAUUAAAAACAACUAUUACUAUUGAAAAUAAUAGGAAGGUGGCUGCAAAAGUUGCUAAGAGAGAUGAUCCAAAGUUGUACAACUCCAGGGUCCCCAGGAAAGAUGAUCUUACCCAAAUCAUGGACAUGCUCAAGGACUUAAAAGGUAACCAAAGUCAUAAUGAAAGGCCACCAUACAUGAACAGUAAGCAAAUAAGUUACAAUAGGCUAAGGUUGCAUGACAUGCCAUAUAAUACAAAUUGGAAAGAUGAAAAACCAGUAAAACCAGAUACCAAUAAAGAGACUCCUGACCCAUUAAAGAAAACUACAAACUUUGUAGAUGAAUAUCUGUGGUGUGAUGUAUGUAAUCUGCCUCAUGCUGCAGAACAGUACAUGAUUGCCCAGGGCUUGAUAGAAGAAGAAGAUAAAAAUGAAGAUUAUGAACCAACUAUUAAUGUCUUCUCAUCUAAUCCAUAUUGGGGAAGAAAUGAGGAUUUAUCUAAAGAAGAGGAAUAUUCUGAUGUGCAUCAAAGAAGAGAAAUUUGCAAUAUGCAUGCAUCUAGAACACACUAUGAUCCUGAAGGUUACAUCCAUUCAAGCAAGAAAAGACAGGAGUUGGGAAACUACUUCCAUAGAGAAGGUGAACUUGAAGAUAUGUGCAAAAAUAAGGAUGUGGAAGAGCUUGCAGAAGUUAUGGGGACCUUGGAAAAGAAGCUACAGGAAAGAAAUCAGAGACUAGAAAGGAUGGAGGGAGAACCAGCCCGAAGUGAUUCAAAGGAAAAUGAAGUAGUCUCCAAGCUCCGUGCACCUGAAAAGGAGAAGGACUCAGAAGCAGAGAAUAGACUUAUUGUUACCCUGAAUACAGAAACAGAUUAA
Cryptomeria japonica (Japanese cedar) is the source of this 1845-nucleotide messenger RNA. RefSeq lists its product as uncharacterized. The record is from RefSeq and is a predicted model, not a curated record. Bases 1 to 1845 code for a protein of 614 amino acids. Lineage: Eukaryota; Viridiplantae; Streptophyta; Pinopsida; Cupressales; Cupressaceae. The transcript has 6 exons.